GCAACCAGACUAAAAGUUUUACUCUGAAAGCGUCGGUGUUUAAAUUUGUCUUGAAUUUACUCUCAAGUGAUUUGAAUACGUUAAUUUAGAAAGAAGAAUAACUAUGACACAUCAACUUAAAGUGUCAAAACCCGAACAGAGCUUCCGUGACAUACCAUAUGAAGAGCUUGGGCCGCAGAAAGGCGCUUCAAAGAAGAACUAUCUGUCGAUGGCUUAUGGCGUCCCGGUUGCGAUUUUUCUGCUCGUGAUUGUAAUUUGCCUUUUGAUCAAGUCUAGCGGAGAUGAACAAAAUGUGACCAGGCCAAUUCUUAGCUGCAGACAGGGAAAUUGUGAUUCCAACGCCGCUUGCUCAGAGGAUAAACAAAAUUGUGUUUGCAACAAAGGUUUCCAAGGGGACGGCUUGUCAUGUGCUGAUAUAGAUGAGUGUAUCAAUGAGACUCACAAUUGUAGUGAGCAUGCAAUUUGCACAAAUUUGUUUGGCUCGCACAAUUGUAGCUGUCUGACAGGACUCCACGGAGACGGCUGGUCUUGCAAAGACGUCGAUGAGUGCAAGACCAGUUCGACGAACUGUAGCGAUCGAGCAUUUUGCAAUAACACAGUUGGCUCUUAUAAUUGCUUAUGUCUCGAGGGAUUCCAAGGAGAUGGAAUGUCAUGUCAAGACAUCGAUGAGUGCAUUGAUAACAUCCAUAAUUGGAGCGCUCAUGCAUACUGCAGCAACACCGUUGGCUCGCACGAUUGCAUUUGUCUUUCAGGAUUCCGAGGAGAUGCACGAUCAUGCAUUGACGUUGAUGAGUGUAACACAAAUAUGUACAAUUGCAGUGAUCACGAGUUGUGCAUUAACACUGUUGGCUCGUAUAUUUGUAUUUGUCGCCCAGGAUUCCGAGGGGAUGGACGAUCAUGCCUUGACGUUGAUGAGUGUAACAGAAAUAUGCACAAUUGCAGUAAUAACGAGUUCUGCAUUAACACUGUUGGCUCGUAUAAUUGCAUUUGUCGGCCAGGAUUCCAUGGAGAUGGACGAUCAUGCCUUGACGUUGAUGAGUGUAUCACAAAUAUGCAUAACUGCAGUGAUCACGAGUUCUGUGUUAACACCGUAGGCUCGUAUAAUUGUAUUUGUCGCCCAGGAUUCCGAGGAGAUGAACGAUCAUGCAUUGAUGUUGAUGAGUGUAUUACAAAUAUGCAUAACUGCAGUGAUCACGAGUUCUGUGUUAACACCGUAGGCUCGUAUAAUUGUAUUUGUCGUCCAGGAUUCCGAAGAGAUGAACGAUCAUGCCUUGAUGUUGAUGAGUGUAUUACAAAUAUGCAUAACUGCAGUGAUCACGAGUUCUGCAUUAACACUGUAGGCUCGUAUAAUUGCAUUUGUCACCCAGGGUUUGAGACCAAUGGACAUGCGUGCAACGAUGCCAAUGAGUGCAAUUACGGGACUCACAAGUGUGACAAGAAUGCGGUAUGCACCAAUACCAUAGGGUCUUACAAAUGUUACUGCAAUUCUGGGUUUUCUGGAGAUGGGCUAGUGUGUCAUGAUGUUGACGAAUGUCGCAAUGGAUUGUUUCACUUUUGCGAUUUUCAUGCGACUUGUAAGAACAGCGCGGGUACCUAUACAUGUUCAUGUAAAGACGGUUUCCAUGGAAAUGGACGUAAAUGCUCCGACACUAACGAGUGCAAAGAUGCUGGUCAUCUAUGUAAUGAUCAUGCUUACUGUCGUAACACUGUAGGGUCAUACAGCUGCGUCUGUAAAACAGGAUAUGAGGGAAAUGGUUGGGAUUGCGAGGAUAUUGACGAAUGCCUGCACGGAACUUCUACAUGCAGCUCGAAUGCAAAUUGUAUAAACACCCAAGGCUCUUACCGCUGUCAGGGCACCGAUGGACACCACAUUACCUGGAAUCACGACGUCUCUUUUAGUUUUCCAGGUUUGUCUGCCGAAAGGCCCGUAUCGUUGAAUGGAGGUUCUCGCUUUGUUGUUAUUAUUGUGACAAUGUUGCAGUUGCUUUGGUAGCCUUUCUACAUACUAAAAGGACACCUUGGAGAUGGUAGAAUGUAUAUGUGUUUCACAUAUCUGCACGUAAAUAUUAGAAUUAUCUGUAAUAAAACAUUAGAGAGAAUGCGAGACUUCUACUCCAGA
Stylophora pistillata is the source of this 2119-nucleotide messenger RNA. RefSeq lists its product as uncharacterized. The record is from RefSeq and is a predicted model, not a curated record. Lineage: Eukaryota; Metazoa; Cnidaria; Anthozoa; Scleractinia; Pocilloporidae. Gene Ontology annotation, molecular function: calcium ion binding.